AUGCUCCGCGCCACGGUGGCCGUCGCCGCGACCGCUGUCUGCGGCGCACUGUGGGUCGAUCGCCAGGAUCCCAGCGAUGCGAGGCGGCUGGGCCAGACCGAGAAGCAGAUGGUGAGGGCCGACUCCGACGUGGGGUGGUUCGGCUCCGAGGCGGCCGAAGCCGAGGCCAAGGCGGUGAAGGCCCUGCGCGAGGCGGAGCAGGCCACCGAGGAGUUGCACAGCAACCUGUCCAAGCGCCAGAUGGAGGCAAUGGACCGCCACGCGGAGGCCGAGCUGAGCCAGGAGGUGGGCAAGGAGCUCAAGCUGGACCGCGUGGUCGCCUCCAUGGAGCGCGAGGCAGAGGCGCAGAGCCGCACCAUCGACGGCGUGAUGCGGAUGAGCCGGGUGGUGGAGGCGGGGGAGGGCCGGAGCGCGGGUGACCUCGAGCGCGAGAUCAAGAGGAUGGAGAAGGAGGCCGACGCCGACUUCGACAAGGAGGACAGGGACAUCGAGCAGUACAAGCGGCGCGAGCGCGAGGAGGCGUCCACGUGGGCCAGGGAGCAGCAGGCGGAGAAGAGGCAGCUCCGCGACGCGCGCAGGGAGGUGGACAUCGCCAAGAGAAAGGAGAUCCAGUACCAGCACCACCGCUUUGCCGUGGAGUCCGACACCCGGCGGCAGCUCUGGCAGGACGCCGACGCCAUGCGCAGGGAGGCCAGCAACGACACCCUGCCCGAGGCGGAGGUGCUCCGCCUGCUCGACGUCACCAAGCCAGUGCUCGACAACAUGACCUCGAACAUGGUGAGCUGGGGGCCCGAGAACGUGACCUGGUUCGACGAGCGCCUCGAGGGCAUGCGUUUCAAGUCCGCGGCCGCCUCCGCCAAGAUGGUCGAAGCCGUCAGGCACAAGGUGGACGUCUUCCGCAGUACUCACCUCGACUACGACACCCGCCAGUUUGUCGCCCUGGUGGGGAAGCUGUUCAACGACACCAGAGGCGAAAUCAGGACCCUGGAGCAGACGUUCGACCUCAUCCUUGCCCGCCUGCAGCACUGGGACAGCGGCAACCCCGAGAAGUUAACGUACACCCUGGCCGUCGCCCUCCGCGGAGUGACGGGCAACGUCGAGUUCAGGAACCACCUCCUCAGGAUGGACACGGCCCUCCUCGGCCAGGCCAACGCCUCCGAGGCGUGCGGGCUGCUCGGGGGCAUGUUGGCGUCCAACAUGGCGCCCGCCUACAGGAGCCUCGGUCGCAUGAGGGAGGCUCUUGACAGCAUGAGCAAGAUCGUGCCGAGCGUGGUGCAGGAUGUGUCAGCUGGCGCCCAGGCAAUGGUGGCGAACCGCACGAGCAGCGUGCUGAACAUGGCUUACGUGGAGCACCUGGCGCUGAAGGAGUCCGCGGCCACCAUCCUGCAGGAUGCGGCGCCGGUCGUCCUGGACCGCCUCCAUUGCGACUUCGGGAGCGCCUCCGUGCGCUCGUCGGCGUUGGGUGCCGUCGCUGCUCUCGCGGUCGCCGCGGCCGCAUGCCUCGGCCAGUGA
Messenger RNA from Prorocentrum cordatum, 1512 nucleotides. Lineage: Eukaryota; Dinophyceae; Prorocentrales; Prorocentraceae. The record is from the annotation of a GenBank genome assembly.